Messenger RNA from Rubroshorea leprosula, 1393 nucleotides. Lineage: Eukaryota; Viridiplantae; Streptophyta; Magnoliopsida; Malvales; Dipterocarpaceae. The record is from the annotation of a GenBank genome assembly.
AGAGAGAACUUGUGACUCAAACAGUUUAUUUUGUUGCUCACAAGCGGGAGCGGACAAAGGCCUCAGUUUUCAAAUGGAUCUCGCUGUUCAUUCUGCAGGGCUAGGGUUAGCAUCUUUCUCAAAGAGUAAGAGCUGGAUUCUAACUCCUCUUUGAUUUGGACAAUUACAUGUUUAAACCUUUCUUUUCUUAUGUCGCUUCGGUCUUUAUUGCGAAUAUAAAGUUCCAAGCUUUAUGAAAUUUAACUGAGGGUAGUUGUUGAUGAUGAAACGCAGCGUAAUCAUCAAAAGAAUUUAAAACCCAUUAAAAGCUAGAUGGGAAUUACUAUGUUUUUCAGGAUGAUUUAUAAAAGUGGGUAGCUUGUGUUUCCCAUUAAAAGCAAGAUGGGAAUUACCACGUUUUUGAGGAUCAUUUACGAAAGUGGGUUGCUUGUGUUUUUGGUUAAACCCACCAUACACCAUUGAUUGUAACAUUUAUGAAGAAGGUCCAUGUCAAUAAGGCAAAGAUGGUUGCUUGUUUUUUGUUUUCCAAAACAAUUAUGGUUCUUGUUGUGGGUAGUGAAGGGAAUUAGGGAAAUGCAACAAUGGGGACAUCCAGAGUUAAUGUUAGUUGGAUGUUUUUUGGGUUUGAGAUCACUUCUUUAAUGCUUUGUGUCUGUUGGUGGUUUAGAACUUGCUACCUCUGGUCAUUAAAGCAUUAAGUCUUCUGAAUUUUGGAAGUUGAAGUUCUUGCCCUAGGUAAGUGAAUUUCGUGGUUUCAUUAUUGAGAAAAUUUUGGGGUUUGGUGAUGAUUUAUCCACAUUUUAGAAAGGCCCCAUUUUGUUGAUUUAAUCAGUGUCCGGUUAAACCCAUUGCUGGAAUUAGAUUGCAAUUACCUAAUUUAUGUAAAGGAUACUUGUGAGUCUUCAUUUUGGCCUAUUUUUGUUUGUUUUGAUCUGGGAGGCAUACAUUGUUGGAAUUCGUACAUACCUGUUUCUCUCUCUCAUACAUUCUGUCACCACAUCCACAGCAUAUGGAGAUCUCUACUACCAGAUAACAUGUUCUGAUUCAAUAGCCUUGUCUAGCUUUCUGACACCACAACUAGAUUUCUAUUCCUUUCUGAAGCAUUAUCAUUAAAGAAGGAAAUCUUAAUGAGAUGAAAGGAAAUCACCUACUAUUUGAAAUUGGAAAAUCUACCAAUAUUCACCAUCACCUUAAUCCUACACUAAUUUAUCUGUAUGUUGUAAUUUUCUUCAAGUAGAGUCCUUACCAACAGUGUCAAUGUCACAACCUGAAAUCUUCUACCGAGACAAGUCUUGUUAGGGAGUUUAGCUCUGAUUUUCUCCAUGUUCUUUGGUGAAACAUGAAUUUAUUUCUGAUUAUAUGGCUUCUACUCUAAUAACCUAAUUGCUUGAGU